GCACAGCUAAUAGGAACAGAGACCGGAUGCAAUGUAUGAUCCCCUCUCCGGCUCGUCACAACAUUAACAUGCCCUGUGUUGGUUGUGCUCAUAUCCGAUAGAGGGCGACCAUCGUCAAUUCUGACAUCUUCAUAAAAACAAAGCAGAAGAAAAGUGGUAGCCUGGCUUUAGCUUCUCCAACAAUGUCUGAUGAAUACGCCGCCGUUCAGAAAGGAUCCCUGAAAUUUAAAGGGUUGGGAGAUAUUUCUAAAGGGAAAAAGAAGAAGAAGAAGGAUAAAGAAAAGAAAAAACGCCUGGAGGAGCAGAUUUUGACGAAUCAGUAUGACGAAGGGGGGGAGACCCAGAAAGGAUACGUUGACAAGAGGACACCAGCUCAAAUUGCCUUCGAUAAGACUCAAGAGAAGAGGCAAAUGGAAAGGAUUCUAAACAAGGCAUGCAAAACACAUAAACAUCGAGUUGAGGACUUUAAUCGCCAUCUGGACAAUUUGACUGAGCAUUAUGAUAUCCCAAAAGUCAGCUGGACCAAAUGAAAAGGAGCAGCGGUUGUUGACUUUUAUUUUGAAAUUCCAAUUUGGCUUUAUUUUACUUUUUUUUCUAACUCGUUUGACAUUAACGGUAUUGUUGAUUUAUUUUAUAGUUGAUAUGCCUUUUCUUUGGUAGAAUUUGUCAAACAGAAAACACCUCUUGGUUUGCCUGGUUGUGCAAAUAUAAAUAAAAGUUGAGCCGAAAAGUUUGAUAAACAAUGUUUUCAUUAAGUUGCUGUAUUAAUAAUUAUAUGUGCAUAGUGAUUGUUCAAUAAAUUACAACGUCCAUGUGAUGAUGCAUAUUGUGUUGCUCCAGGCAUUCUAAAUUAAGCAAGUGAAAUGCAUUUCCUUCAAAUAAAUUCUUUGUCACUGAUUAUUUGGUUGUUAAUGCAAAUGGAAAACAAUUUAUUGAACUGAGUAGCCUUCAAUCUUGCUCAAAGUAAUGGCCAUUUAUUAGUAUCUGGUUACAAACAUCAUUUUGCUUUAGCUUAAAAAUUGCAUAUGUUUAACUGUAGAUACUGGUAUAACAUAUGCUAUACUGGGUACAUGUAUGGAUUAAUGCAAGUAACGUAGUGCAUCAUUUAGUUUAACUUCAUUUGACAUUUCAAGUUUCCAUGUAUGGAUUAACGUUACAAACUCGAAUGCUGAUGUUGAUACAAUUUAAUGUAAUUAGUUGCAUGUGAGCUUAUCAUGUUGGUCAAAUAUCGGUAUGCUUGUAAUAAAACGGGUACAAUUAAACCUAACCGGUGAAAAAACUA
Molecule: messenger RNA, 1282 nt
Organism: Gadus morhua (Atlantic cod)
Lineage: Eukaryota; Metazoa; Chordata; Actinopteri; Gadiformes; Gadidae
Gene: fam32a
Product: family with sequence similarity 32 member A
Exons: 4
Coding region: 183-530 (115 amino acids)
Cellular component (GO): nucleolus
Source: RefSeq, a predicted model, not a curated record